AUGUCAAGUGACAUAAAAAAUAAAAUUGCUCUAAGACCAAUUGAGCCUGCUACCAGGGGCGAGCGCAUUGAAGUUACAGUUAAUUAUAUAGAAAUAGCAAAAAGUUUCAAAUAUCCUGAUGUUCACUCUUAUACUUUUGAAGUCACAACACAACAAAGAAAAAAAGCAAAGAGAGAAGAAUCCGAAGAAGUUUUUUAUCAAUUGCUUAAAAAUAAGGAAUUCGGUCAAAAUGUUUUUCCAGUAUUCGAUGGUAAUAUGAUAUAUUCUUCUGAUGAACUUUGCGAUGGUAAAUCCAAUAAAAAAUUUUAUUCGAUUAAUAUUCCUCCCAAAGAUGGUGCUGGUCGAGCAAAAAGUUUUUCGGCAGCGCUUAAAUAUAGUAGUGGAUGUAAUACUUAUCAAAUGGCUGAAUAUGUCAAAGUGAACACAAAUCAACGUUGGGGAGAUGCCAUUCAGAAUAAUCUUCGUGUUCUUAAUACCUUUAUUAAUUCGAAUGUCAGAUCACAAUAUCUUACACAUGGAAGAAAACAAAUUUUUCCUAAACCUAACCCUCAAGAUCGUUUAUUUUUGCCAGAUGGAAUCGAGCUAAUGCUUGGUUUCUAUCAAAGCAUUCGUCCUGGAUGGGAUAAACUACUCAUUAAUAUUGAUAUAUGUGCUACAACAUUUUAUCCAUCCGGUCCAUUGAUCGAUUUGAUCCCUAAAAUUCUUGCAAAUAAAAAAUCUAAAGAUGAAUUACGAAGAGGACUUUCUAGAGAUGAAAUCAAACAUCUAGAGUUUUUUAUCAAAGGCAUUAGCUUCACGACAACUUAUCAUUCUGCUAAUAAUUCAAGGCCAAAAAAGAAAGCUUCUAAUAUAUCUGAAAAAUCAGCGCAGCAACUUAAGUUCGAUUAUAAUGGACGAAAUAUUAGUGUUAGUGAAUAUUUUCGAGAGUGCGGAACGCCAUUAGAAUAUUCUAUGCUUCCAUGCAUUGUUGUCAAGUCAACUAAACGUGGACAAAAUGAUGCAUUUUUUCCUUUAGAAAUUUGUUCUAUAAUAUCAGGUCAAAAAUUUAAAGUUGAUGACCUCAAUAAACCACAGAGACAAGAUAUGAUUAAACAGACUGCUAUUAAACCACCUGAUAGAUUUCAAAGAAUUGAAAAUGGCUUUACAAAUGUAUAUAAACACUCGGAAAAUAAUGCAAUGAAAUCAAUUGGAAUGUUAGUUGAAAAAGAACUUAUAAAAACUGAAUCAAGAGUUCUUGAUCCACCAAAACUUACUAGCACUCUUGAAAACAAAGAAAUCAUUCCUGAGUCUGGUUCAUGGAGUGUUCCUAAAUUUAUCGCGCCGGCAACAUUGCAUACUUGGUCUGUUGUUUGUUUUGAUCCGAAUUUAAAGAAACUGCAAGUUGAGGCUGCGAUUAGAACGUUAAUGGAAGUAUUAGUUGAAAAAGGAUUGAAAGUAAACAAACCUGUAAAAAUUAUUCAGGGCAACACUCAAAAUUGCAAAGAUGCCCUUACUUCAGCUGCACAAAGGGCAAACCCAAAGCUCAAUCCACAACUUAUUGUUUGCAUUCUUUGCCUCCAAAGUAAGGAGAUUGGAGAACGUCGAUGGAGGCAAGUUUGUCAUAAUAUUGCAUUGAAAAUAAACGGGAAACUUGGUGGAACAAACUCUCGUUUAAUUCCAAAACAACUUGACUUUAAAGAUUCAAAACGAUAUAUGGUUAUUGGUGCCGAUGUGUUUCAUCCUAGUAGAGAAGAUAAACGAAAAGGUCGACCGAGUACUGCAGCUAUAGUUGCAUCUAUAGAUCCACCUGCCACAAAAUAUAUUGGCCGAUAUAGUAUGAACAAAAAAUUAAAAAAUGAGGUUAUUGAAGAAAUUGAUAGUAUAGUUUUAGACUUUGUUGAAUUAUUUGAGAAAGUUAGUAAAAAAUCUCCUCCGGAAGCAAUUUUAUUUUAUCGAGAUGGUGUUGCUGAAGGACAAUUUGAAAGUAUAAUGGAGAAUGAAGUUACUAAAUUACUAGAUGCACUUAAACCUUUUUAUGAAACCCGUAAGCUUCCACCUCCAAAAUUAACAUUUGUAAUUAUGCAAAAGCGACAUCAUACUAGAGCCAAACCAAAUGAUGAAUCCAAAGCUGAUCCAAAAGGUAACGGAAACUGCAAACCUGGAACUGUUAUAGAUAAAGAUAUUGUCGUUCCACAGUAUUUUACUUUCUUUUUGCAAUCUCAUUCUAGUCCACUUGGGACUGCUAGACCUGCGUAUUACCAUGUUAUCUAUGAUGAAAUAGGGUUUUCUCAGGAUGAAAUGCAAACUCUUACUUAUAAUUUAUGUUUUUCAUCCGUAAGGUGUAAUCUCUCUUUAUCAAUGGUAACACCAUUACACUAUGCUCAUAACCUCGCAAAUCUGGCAAAAAACCUUGUUACAUAUAAAGAAUUUCCUGUUAAACCACCCGGUCGUGGAGGUCGUCAAACUCAGGCUCCUGCACCUGCUGAUCCAGAAAACGUCCAGGAUGGAAAAGUGUACCCUGCUCACGAUAAUAUUAAGAAUACAAUGUACUUUGCCUAA
Messenger RNA from Dentiscutata erythropus, 2538 nucleotides. The record is from the annotation of a GenBank genome assembly. NCBI's taxonomy places the organism in Eukaryota, Fungi, Glomeromycota, Glomeromycetes, Diversisporales, Gigasporaceae.